AUGUGUGAGAAGCGUGUGUCCGCGUUACGGUGCGUCAUUCUGCUCAUUACGGUGACUUUGUGCCGCUGCGUUCAAGGAGAUGAAUUCGAAGAAGUGUUCCGCUGGAAGUCGUUAGACUUUAACAAUAGUGAUGCAGGCGAAGAUACCGACAGAUUGUUCUUCCCGGAUGUGCCGGACGAUGCGCCCGAAAUGGCGGCACUGAAUGAAAGCUUCGCACCGUACCACAAUCUGCCCAUGGGAGUGACCCAUCAUAAGGGCCGUGUGUUCAUAACCGUGCCGAGACGUCGUACCGGCAUUCCGUCCACGCUGAACGUUAUCCUCCUGGACCAGAUCCCGGCAGGCGAAACGUCACCCAAGUUGAUUGCGUACCCGAACGCGAUUACCAACGAGCUGAAGGCCCCGUACUUACCGGACCCGAAAAAGCUCAUCUCCGUCUAUCGCACGCGUGUUGAUCGUUGCGAUCGUAUGUGGUUCGUCGAUACUGGAUUUCUCGAGUAUCCCGGCCACCGGAAGCAGGUGCAGCGACCCGCACUGUGGAUCAUCGAUCUGCUGCAGGAUCGAAAGGUGCGCCAGUUCGAAAUACCGGACACGAUUGUCGCCGAAGGUCACGGCAUGGCUAGCGUUACAAUCGACUCCACUAGCGACGAUUGUGACGGUGCGUACGCUUACAUACCGGAUCUGGCCUUCUACCGGCUGUACGUGUACGGGUUCCGGGAAAACCGGAUGUGGAAGUUCCAGCACGAGUUCCUGUCGUUCGAUCCGCGCAUGACCGGGUUCGGUGUGGCCGGUGUGCGGUUUCGCUGGAACGAUGGCAUCUUCUCGAUAGCGCUCGGCCCGCACCGGCAGUCGCCGGAGGAAGGGCGAACAGUGUAUUUCCACGCCAUGGCCAGCACGUCCGAGUACACGACCAGUUCGCGUGUCCUGCAAAAUGAAACACUUGCCAACGUUGGAGGAUACGAUCAUUUGUUUACGCAUCUUGGCGAGCGUGGAAUUAAAACGCAGUGCACCAUUCACCAGUACGAUCCGCAGACGGGUGUGCUGUUCUACGCGGAAGUCAACCGCAACUCGAUCGGUUGCUGGAAUUCGAAGCGGCCCUUCAAUCCCGAAAACCACGGCAUCGUGCACUUGGACAAUACGAACUUUAUCUACCCAUCGGAUAUGACCCUCGACAGCGACGGUGACCUAUGGGUGAUGACGAACGGAUUGCCAAGGUGGCUGUACGCGUCGCUCAGCGCUGAUGACUAUAAUUUCCGCGUGUGGCGGCAAACCCCGGCGAAGGCAAUCGCUGGAACAAUCUGUGCGCCCGAUGCCUAG
This is a messenger RNA of Anopheles marshallii, 1314 nucleotides long. Its product is annotated as L-dopachrome tautomerase yellow-f-like. The transcript is spliced from 5 exons. The record is from RefSeq and is a predicted model, not a curated record. Lineage: Eukaryota; Metazoa; Arthropoda; Insecta; Diptera; Culicidae. Gene Ontology annotation, cellular component: extracellular region. The coding region runs from base 1 to 1314 and encodes 437 amino acids.